AUGCCGGACUCAGUCUACGCCUGUCAAAUUUACACAGUAAAUUACACCUCAUAUGAUACGGUACAGGAGUUUAAAGGCAAGGGCGAUUUUAUAUACUGUAAUAUUGCAAAAGGGCAAGUCAGGAGAUUUUUCAGACGAGUUUCUCGCGAGUGAUGAGCGCGGCGCAACGCAAAGGCAACUAAAAUGCAAGGAAAAAGCAGACGUUAAAUCACGUUCGGUUCCAUGCCAACACGGCUCAGUUACCUUCCUCGGGUUCGCGUUGGACGUACGACGUGUAAGCCAGGCCUAAAUAUAAUGUUACUUUGAAUUCAUUGAGUGACAAUGCAACUGACGAAUGAACUUUAUCUAAUUCUUUGUUUCACAGGUUGUUGCUUGUACGAGGAUUGCGAUAAAAACCCAUGCGACCAGUUGGGUAACAAAGACGCAGUUUGCUCCAAGAUGGCCAGCUGUCAAUCAGACAAAUGUAACUUUGACUACAAAACUGCAAAGGCCUCCCAGCGCCCAACGCUGUCUUCAAGAGCUAGCAGAAAAUUUCUCACUGCUUCUGUGAUAACCCUUAUUCUCACAGCUCUUUUCUUUCUGCAUCAGUGCAACUGCUAAGUAUAACACAGCCGCUCCUAUGUGCGUCAGUUACGUUUCUGCCAAAAGAAGUUUGUGGCGUUUGCAUCGACCAUAGAAAAUACAACUGACCACUAAAUAGAGAAAACCUGUGUGUUGUUUUAUUGUAAAUCUGACCACCUCAAAAACUAAUGCGUACACUGAUUCGUCAAACUAAUAAUAAUAAACCACUAACCUGCAAUGAAAACCAUAAUUGAAUAAAUAUCAUCAUUGAGGAUGAUGUUUUAAUGAAUCAUGAUAUGGCGUAAGUCGAAUCGCUCAAUGGCAUCUUUUAUCAGCUACAGUAAUCCACUUCCUUAAAUAUACGCCCUGACCUAUUUUAGACCAGACGUUAGAAUAAGAUGUAGCUAGGCUUUAAUUCCAGUAAUUCUAAGGGUGAUGAAACAGAGGGGAUUUUUAACUAUUUACUGAUCAUGAAUCGUCGCAAUCCUACAAAGCUCGCGUUGCAGCUAAUCGAGACAAAACUGCCAACCGACCAAUGGGAAGUUUUAAGGUAGAAUGUCAAGGCUACUUACUCACUUGUUACCAAAGCAGCUCCAGAAGAGGAAGAAUCAGGUAAUUUCUAGCUCCUGAUUUGCCAGAAAAAUACUUGAUGGCCAAUCAGAAGCAGGAAAUAUAAAGUUAUCCUAGAACUGUUUCGGUAGGUCUAAUAGCUAAGGGGUUCUCUCAGAGAUCAAUUUUGGAAAGAUUUGACAGCAACUGCUUUGACUACAAAUAUCCUGUUCAGUGUACACGCCCUUAUUCUCAGGAUUGGCCUUCUAGCCAGAGAGCUGGCCAGAAAAAAGGCCAUUAAGACUAUUUUGGUACAUAUUACAAUGUCCUCACUGAGAGAAUUAUUAGGAGGGAACCCUGUUGAUCGUCUCAGGAAUCCAGGAAAGGUGUGAACGCUUACUUGGGGUGGGAAAAGGGACAACGGUAUAACGAACAAUUUUCUUUACCAAAGUAAUAGUUAAAAUUACGAAAAAGAACUCAACUUAAAUUUAUGAAAAAGAAUUCAUCAUUCUCCGCAAGUAGUACAGCAACGUGCUGAAUCAAUUAGCCAGAUGAUUUGUAUUCAGCAAUGUUUUUAUACGCUUUGGCAGCCCGUUAAAUAUUAGGGGCACCCAUUGAGAAUAUAGUUCAAAACCACUUACACAUGGCAUUGUUGAACGUAUUUUCGUAUUUAAAUGGUAGAUAAAGGCAUAUUUUUUAUCUCCUAAAGAUUUUUCAUCGGUUCGGAUUUCCUAGCUGAAAGUCUAGUGAUCUGAAAAUUAUAGGAAUCGAAACUUACCUUGUCGAAAAAUUCAGCAAGAAAAAAGGCUCCCGAAAAUUCUAGGUGAACAUUUUAGGGUAAAAAUCCGUUAAAAUGACCAUUUAUACCUUUUUUUCAGUUUUUUAGAUGUUCGAAAAUCCUAGGAGAGGCAGGCAAGCAAGAAAUUUUACAACAAAUGUUUCGAAAAUUCUAGAUCUUCCGAACAGAUAUUUUCCGAAAAUUGACGUUGGGUGCCCCUGAAAUAUUUUUGAUAAUUGGGAGUCUCGUGAUGGCAAUCGAGAGAAGUGCACGAGAAGCGUGAGGAAAGAAGUCCUCGCACAUCUCCCGGGCUUCUCCCGCUUAGGGACCGACCAUUAGGAAAAGUUAUAGGGGGGGGAGGGGAAUUUUCGAGCCGCAGGAAUUUUUUUUCGUUAUCAAAUACCUUGCAUGAAUCUUUUUUAGGCCAUAACAUGAAUAUUUUUUAGGGUUAAUUGGCGUGCAAGAAUUUUUUUUCAUUUAAUUUUCCCUUGCGCGAAUUUUUCUUUUUUGUCCGUCCCUUAGGGACAGACCAUUGGAAAAGUUAUGGGUGGGGGGGAGGGGAAUUUUCGAGCCGCAGGAAUUUUUUUGGGUAUCAAAUUCCUUGUAUGAAUUUUUUUUUAGGCCAUAGCAUUAAUAUUUUUUAGGAUUAAUUGGCGUUUUCUAAUGAUCCGUCCGCUAAAAGAAACGGAAACGUGGCAUAGCCUGCGCAGCAUGGUAGUUCUGGUCGGGCACGCACUCAAACAACCGCCCCGGGGUACCCAUGAGAGGAAGUCAAAGACAGACCUCCACGGACUCUCCAAGUAGUUUUGAAUUUUUGAAAUUCGUGUUAAUUUGAUGAAGCGUUAUUCUCUAUAAUAAGGUAAAUUAUCGACGAACAAUUUCCCGAAACUAUACCCCAGAGGACGGGAACUCCGGAUUUUAGUUGACCGUGAUGAUCAAAUAGGGGCAGAAAUUAAAGCCUAAAAAAAUCCCUGUACCAAAAAUUAACCCCUCCAAUAACUCCCAAGCCGAAUUUAGGAGCCUUCUGGAUUCUAACAACACUCGAAACACCCAAACAUCUUCUGUUUCAUGAAUAACAUCAGGAGCGGAUUACUAACAUUAUGGAAUGACAACUUCAGAUUUUUUUGAAUACGCAAAAAUUCCCUAAGAAAAUUAAGCCACCCAAAAAAGUCCCUGAAUUGAAAAUGUCAAACCCCAAAAUUCCGUCAGUUCCUGUUCCUGACCCCCCCCCCCCCUCACGCUGGGAACUUUACCCAGUUACUUGUAAGAAGACAAACGUAAAGCAAGGGGCACACAUACACCAACAGCCCACGGCCUGACUAAUACCUCACGCAUGCACACAGAUAUAUCAUCCGGGCAGUGGUAGCCGUGGGCCGUUUCGCCCUUAUUGUGGCUCAUCAGGAUUUCUUUUUUUCGCGGCUUCGCCGCUCAGUCGUGCUCCCGACAAACCGCCAUGCUAUGCAGGCUAUGUAACAAUAGAUCACUGUGACGCAUCCUGUCCUCUAACUAUCUGGUGCCGUUAUGCGUUCAGUGUAAAAUCAAAUUGAUGUGCACAGCAAGCUAGCGCUAGCAGAUCUAGACAAGUUUAUGAAAUCCAGCUAGGCUUUUGUACAUUAUGCUAGCAUUUUUUUCGAGCAUUUUAGUGAGGCAAAAGCAUUGAGCAUUAUUCGAACAUUUUAGUGGCAUUUUCCCCGGAAAAAUAAUUUUUCCGAGAAAAUAAAAUAGAAAUUAACUUUUUUCAGGAGCCCAUGCCCCAUGAGCUUCUGCUUUUUUAAACAAAAUGAAGACUAAAACUCAAAAUUCACAAAAAACCUAAUACAGCUGUUUUUUUUUUUUUGGCUGUAUUUAUGAACUUGUACACGUUGUCGUUGUUACUUGCAACACUUGCACGUUUUUGUAAGUGUAAACUUUGAAAUUGAUUUAAAAAAACCGUUUGUAUAAUGAGCAUUAUCCGAGCAUUGACUUUUUUGGGGAGACCGAGCAUUUUAGUAGGAAAAAUGGAGCAUUAAGGUGGAGCAUUUUAGUAGGGAAGCAAAAGCAUAAUGUACAAAAGCCUAAAUCCAGCCCGGAGGAGGACUACAUCAUCCAUGAGCUAAAAAUAGUGGUGAUCUCAUACCCAGUGUCCAUCAAACGCCUGGCCUGAGAGCAGUUUGGACCUACAACGCCUGACUAACCUUAACUUGCCAGAUCAACAUGAAGUUUAUCCUCGCUACGCUGGUUGCCUUUUCCCUCUCCGCAGUAGGUAGGAAUCCAACAAUUGUUAACAAUAAUAAAAAAUGCAUAAAUAAAAUGAAAAUAAAAUAAAAUGUAUUCAAAACUACGUAAAAGCUAAUCUAAAAGAUAUGUCUUGACAUUUUUCUUAAAAGCGGCAAGUGAUUUGAUUUCAUGGGUAUGCUUGGGAAGGCUGUUCCAGAGUUUAGGGGCGGUAGCGGAAAACAUCUCGCCCCUAAAGUUGCCAGCAUGCGCCCGAAAGGACGUUUCUAAAACAAUGGAGUAAUUGGAUCUUAGUGACUAUGCAGAACAGGACCUAAUGCUAACUGCAUUGCUAAUUUAUCGAGGUGACAUGCCAUGUAUGACCUUAAAAGUAAUAAUUAAAAUUUUAAAGUAGAUACGAUAAUUUAGUUAUGUUUCGCAGUAAUUACAAAUGAGGAUUCUAUCUAACCAGGAAGGGAGGGGGGGAGGGAAUAAAGGAGCGGAGAGGUGAGAGUUAUUUUUAUUAGUAUUCUCUGGAUAUUUCAAGUCUGUUUUUCUUGGAGAUAUACCAGUGUCAUUUGAAGUUGUAUGAUCGUCCAGGUUCCGUUAGUCCUGGAUAGUCAUGAAUGGUAACUGUUGAGGCUAAUCCUCAACAAGUGAACAGUCCAUUCCAAUCCCUUUGUGAUUUAUAAGACUCGCGGCAUGCUUCGCGCACACACCUCGGUGUCGUUGUGAAAACGUCGUGAUGCAAACCAUGUGCAUAACUACCUGUAACGCUUUGGUGCGAGGUUCUCAUUGUAUGAAAAGCUUUCCUCCCAAACCGCCCCCGCCCCCUAAGUAGUUUUGACACUCAUGCAAGAUGGGUAGCCCGUAACGCAAAACUGUCGAUCUCGAUGACCUUACGGAAAAAUAGAGGACUGUGAACAGUCUAGGAAUUACUUUGAAUGAAUAAUAAAACAAUUAUUGAUCUGAAUUCGGCUUUCGUAUCAAAUGAAGAAUUAUGGAGAUCUCGGAGGGUGUUAUCCGCCUUGGCCUACGGCCUCGACGGAUAACACCUUCCUCGAUCUCCAUAAUUCUUCAUGAGAAGGCUAUAAGACUGACUCAGCCUCAUUCAUUAAUUGUUAAAUAACGUCGUGGUUUGCAACCGCGCUGGCUGAGAUGAGAACUAGACGGAUUUUAAGAGAAAAGGCGGACUGCACGCAGUCUAGCAAGGUAAGUCGAUUUCCAAAUACUAUGAAAAUUUAAAUUAAGCGUAAUUCCUUUAUUCAUCAGGAUAAUAGCUCAGGUUCUAUCCAUGGUAACCAAUGAAAAAGACUCCUGUUCAGUAUCUUAGAAUAACAAUAAGCGAUGACAGAUCUAGAAGCUUUCACCGAGUAUUAAAAUGUCACUAGAACAAUAGGAAUUUUUCCUUAUGGACCAAUAGAAUGCAGGUCUCGUACUGCCUAUUCAGUUUACAGGUCCCGCAAACAUUUCAUUUUCAUUACUGAUCUAGGCACCGCCAAGAAACCUUGGCGGACGCAAAAUCUCGCAGUACUUACAACACCCCGUGAGACAGACGCUGCAAGUCAACAUGAAGAUCUUGUUGGCUACGCUCAUUAGCUUGAUUCUCUGUGCAGUAGGUAUGGUACCUCCUACUGGAGUUAAUCUUGAUGUAAUACAAUGGACUUCAGGUCAUUUCCAGUCAUAUGCAUUUCGCUGAUCUCGCUACAAGUCGUCUAUUCACUGCAUAUCGAAAUCGUUUCGCAGCAGUGUCUAUUCGCUUUAAUUCGGAAUCUUUUUGGUGAUUAUAAAAGGACCGUUAGUUUGCUACCUUUGGCGCAUUCUCUAUUUCUGUACUCUCCCUUUCUAGCAUACUUUUCUGUGGUGGAUUCGUUUCAACGUUUGUCGCUGAAAACUAGACUGUUAUGCUCUUAUAUCUAGGAGGUUAUUAAACUGGCUUUACGAUGGAUAAACUUCACUAGUCAGGGGAACGGAGAGUAAACCGUCAAUUACAGUGAAAAUAUGUGUUUUAAGCGACUCAUCUUCUAUUACGAACUCGCUAAUCUAUUUCGUGCCGCGGUGAAACGAAAAAAGCUUUGCAGCGAAAACACCAGACACCGCUAAUUAAAAUUAAUCGCGCUCGCCAACAGAACUUUCAUCGUUAUUCUUCAAUUUCGAUUGACUUUUCUAAAGUAGGGAAACACAUCGAAAAGCUCGUGCCCCAGAUGAUGCUAGUAGUCGAGGGUUAGCUGGUUUUAAAGCCAACAAGUACAGUAGGGCAAAGAGAUCUAAAUAACUGUUUAGAGGCCCUAUAGAUAUUUAAAUUUUUUUCAAGCAGUUUUAUGCUUCAGUAACGCUGAGUUAAGUGCGAUCGAGUGCUAAUGAAGGUGUACAUGUUAGCCAAAGGAGGGAUUAAGGUUAGGGUUUGUGUUAAGGACGUAAGUCACAGCCACCGCAAGAAAAACCCAACCCAACAACGACAACUUGAUUUUCUAAGAUAACGUUUGCCUUACACCGGUUUCGCUACUUGUCAAGUUCGCUAUACGUUCGACUUCGCCACCUACCGUUGGCUCGCUGCCUAUUGACAAAGUCCAAAACUUACACCAUCGGAGGGUUAAGCUUAAAAGAACGAGAAAUAGAAAAAAAUAUUUUUUUUUUCUAGUCGAAUAUGAAGGAGUUAUUUUCAAUGGUUUAUUGAAAGUACUGCGUAGCGAGCGUGUUUCGAACUAGGAGGUAGCGAAUUCGACGAGUAGCUGAUAACCGCUAAUUGUUACCGAACGUUUAUAUAAGGUUUAAAUUCUUGGCACACGCUUCUGUCUCAGUAGAAACAUCAAAUUAUGGCCAAAACCAACGCCACUCUCUUCACAAUGGUACUGUGUAAUUCAUGUUGUCUAAGUCGCAGUGCCUACCUUUUUCGCCCACCAAAGAGCACUUGAUAAAUAAUAAAGAUCAUUUUGGCUGGACGCAUCUUAGUCGAGGUAAAACAGGGAUUCGAAAUGCUUUUCCCAGUGUGCUGCACCUUAGCUUGUAAUUCACCAGUUUCAAUACCAGAUCAAGAGUAAAUGAUGGCUGGACUAUUAUGGACUCAGUGUGAGAGAUAGUUUUAACUUUUUAGUCUGCGGACAAAAUUCUAUGGUGUAACCAUUCAAAGGAAAUGUCUUUGUUGACACUUUCGCCUGGAACUAUUUGGUUUUCAGAGUUUAUAGUGAUAAAAUUUAGGAGUUUUGUUUGCGUUUGGCUUUGCUUUUGGUCGUGAAAGCGUUUAUAACAGUAAGUCAUCUUUUAAAAUGCUUAAUGAAACCCAUCUGGGAAUGAAAACGUCGACCAUACAAAUUAAAGAAAUCAAUUUUUGCUGAUACUUUCCAUGGGCCAGGAAUAUUUGCUGGUGUAGUACUUUUAUUAUUUUUGAUUAUCUCUUGAAUUAUCUCACUGUUUAAGCUUGGUCGCUUACUUGCUAUCGAUGCGGUGGAGCAUCUCCAGCAUGUACCAGUUCCAGUAAAGAUGCAGUGGCAUGUGGCGACGAAUCGCUACCGAACGCUGAGUACGGCUGUAGGGUGUACACGGUUAACUACACUUCUCUCAAUUCGGUCAUCGACAUCAAAGGUAAGAAAAAGUAUCAAAAAGGUAACGUUGUUACAGAACUAUUACUCUCACAAUUCCCUAAACAAACAACAAGACAACAACAAAAUUUCAUUUCCAGAAAAGAAUAACACUGAGCUGCCGGCUAGGUAGCAACUACUAGGCUAGGCGGAACAAACGAACAAUUGGGGGUUAACCUUAAAAGUUAUUAAAGAAACGCCAACUUAUAUAAAAAAAAACCCGCGACGCAAUCGUCGUUAAACCUCAAUGAUUAUUUACGCUCUUGAUCCAAACGUUAAUAGAAACAGGAGCCCUGCCCUACAAUAAUACCUGGUUGCUUAUUUAAUCACCCAGUUGAUACCAUCAUAUUUCUAGUGCUCCCUGGUCAUCACAUUGGCCUUAUCUGAACGAUAUCACAUUUUUUGGCAGGCGACCAAGCAAUGCUGAGCCGGCGUUUUAGGACAAACGUUACGUAUAGGGUUGAGAGGAUAAAGCCGUACCUCUUACCCAAGAACCAAAAUUCUAUAAGAACGCAAGAGAACAACAAUAUCAAUUCUUCUGGUUUUGAUCAAUAACAGUAUCCUAUUGAAACCUAUCUGAAAUGUCAAACUUUCUAGCUAGUAUGGAAGCCUGUAACCUGUGUUUAACUACUUGAUAAUAGACAUCCAUGCUAUGGUCAAUUAUAGGGUAUCAGCUGACCAGAGCCACAUGGUCGUAUCACUCAUCGAGAUCAGGUGUUAUUUGGAUUUUUCCGCUGACGAGUUGUUAGCUUUUAAUUGAUCGCAGGCUCAAAUUUAUGUUUUUCAGUCAUGUGGUUCUCCCCUAAAGUUAAGUAUAGAUUUUUGGAUUUCUUUGCAAUAGCUUUAAGUCCAUUGUCUGAAGUAAAUUUAGAAUGCAUAAACGGGAGCUUCGCUUUUAGCUCUGGCUAAAUCUAUUUAAUAAAAUCCAACUAGUGGUCUAUUAUCAAUGCUGAGUUCUGACUGGUUGAGCUACUGCUAGGCUAUGUGUUAUAGCCCACUAGUAGCGAAAAGCGCGGGCUUUUUGCCGGCAAAAAAGAACUCAAGUCUAACUUUAACUAGCUAAACUUUUUUUAUUCUCGAUAUUUUUGACCAACUAGUUGGAUUUUACUAUAAUUAUUCCUCCAGCCCGAACGGGCUCUGAGUCAAUAGCCCAUGAGGCCGAAGGCCUCAUCGGCUAUUGACUCAGAGGCCAUGAGGGCGAGAGGAAUAAUUGUUAAAUAUUACUUUAAAUUUGGUAACAACACAUGAGUCACUAAGCAACAAACAAGUGAAUGGCGAACACAUGACAUUUACCCUAUUUACAUCUAGAAACUUUAAGAGUGCAUAAUUUAUUGUCUGACAACUACAAAAAUUCAAACAAGUAACAACCAGCAUGCGGACGCAAUCUUUUUUGGUAACCGAACUAGUUAUGCGUAUGCAUUCAGUCACGUGGAAGAGUCCUGCGUCUUACGACCCAUAAAUAUGACAAUAAGCAGUUGAUUUUGUUAAUUAAAUGUACCUGGACAAAAGACAUUUCGAGUCUCGCGUCACGCAAUCGCACGCGUGAGUUUUUAGUGAUCAGAUUUCAUUUUUUUGAUUGACAGUUACUCUGAUUUUGUAAUUCACGCGCGGUCGGGUUUUUGUUGUUGUCAUGAGUUGUUAUCAGAACAUGUAAGUUUUAGGAGCCGUAAAAUUAAAACCGUGAGUUUAUUUAACCGACGAGAUAUCGUUUGUUGUCUUCGCAACAUUUUUUGGCGACCACGACGGGACAAACCGAGAGACCGUUUUGAAGAGUUACCGGGAGAUUCAUUCACCGUACGCAAGCACUGUGGUAAGCUUGAAUUUUUGAUUUGUGAUUUCGCCGCUCAAGAUGAAUGCCGAUGCAGAAGAAACUGGCGGUGAAAAUGGUCCGGGAACCGAACAGACCGAAAACAAGGACGAUGAAGAGAAACUGGAAAGAGAGAAAGUGUUAUUGGAUCUGAAAAAACAAAAGAGACUACGAAAAACCGAGAUGACAAAAAUUCGCCAUCACAUGGAGAAGCUUUGCAUCACGCCGAAGGAUUCGCCGAAGGACGUAGGCGCUAUUGAGAAAGAUAUUGAGCAACUUUGGUCGCUUCUGGAAAGCACACUGGAAAUACUGGAUGAACUGUGUGUUGUUUAUUUGAAAAAUGGAGAGGAAGCAAAUAAACAGGCGUCUAUGGAAGAAGGAAAAACGCUGGAAUCGGAAAUUCAAACCGCAAUUGAAAAGGCACACGAGGCCGUGAAAUCACACGCUCAAAUUCCUGUCGCGACUGCUUCGCACAGUGAAUUUGUCGCUCAUUCAAGUCCGCCGAUCGUUUUGCAGGGUUCGCUCAACCCAGUUUUGCCUCCAACGCCUUCCCAAAAUUCGCACAGCAGUCAAGGAGAAAUAAACGUUCCUGAAAGCCCGCAAAUCAGUCAUUCCGCGAAUCAUCGCCUGAAGCCAUUGAAAGUACCGACGUAUGGUGGAGACAAGACGAAAUUUGAGGAGUUUUGGGGCUUGUUUGAAAGUCUGGUGGACCAGUCCAAAGAAUCAGUCAACCUAAAAAUGGCGAGAUUGAGGCAGAGCUUGUCCGGCAGCGCGCUGGAAGCGAUUCGAGGGCUUGGGGUGUCAGAACCAGAAUAUGAAGAGGCAAAGGAAAUCUUGAUAGCCAAGUUCGGCAGUCAGCGGCGGCAACUGCAGGCCUACAUGGACCAGCUGGAAAAAAUGCCCAAAAUGGGAAACAACGACAUUCAAGGAUUUGAAAAGUUUGCAGAUUUAAUACGUAUUACUGUGGUUAAGCUUUAGGGCCGAGGGGCGCGAUGGAGAGCUUGGAGAAGGAACACUUCAUAGCCUGUUAGUGAAGAAGCUCGCGGAAGUUCAAGUACAAAGGGUACAGCCGUUGGCUACAGAAACAGAGCCGGGAGCGAUCUGUUGUAAGUUUGAGGGAUUGGCUUAAGGAAGAAGUACACAUCCGCGUUGAAGCUAAGGAGAUGGCGCAUGGCUUAUCGGUUACAGAGAAAUCUGAUGGAUGGCAACAUUCAAAUCGAAAUCCAAACAAUCGAAACAGGCCCAGAAAUUUUCACGUCAGAUCAGAUUUCGCCAGGAGACCACCAGGCUCAGGCCAGCCUACCCGAAAACCGCCGUGUCCGUGCUGUGGUUCCCCGAAUCAUGGAGUAUGGGCCUGCUUGGUUUUCCAACAGAAAAGUUACGAUGACAAAUGGACACUGGCUAAAGAAAACGAUUGUGUUUCCGGUGUUUAGGUGAUGAUCACCAGGGAAAGUUCUGUACGAAGUCACAAACCUGCCAAAUCAACGGUUGCCGGGGAAAUCACCACCGUCUCUUGCAUGAGAAUCCGCCUGCCACGAACCCACCCAUGGGGACUGCUCAACCAGUGAUCAGCUCUAACAGCUACCCGUCAUUUACUCCAUGGGAGGGGCAGUCGGCCCCGUUUUAUCACCCGAGGGUGAGGACAGUCGUGCCUCGCGAGCGAUGACUACUCACAACCCGAGAAGCCCAAAAGAAGCCUACUCACUGCGUACCGUUCCCGUGUGGGUGAAGGCACAAGGAAAAAAGCUUAAAGUGAAUGCAAUCCUAGAUGAUGCCUCAAACGAGACAUUCUUGAACGAAGAAGUGGCCGGAGCCCUUGGACUAAAGGAGUCUUAUCAAACCGUGAAAGUUCAUGUAUUGAACAAUUCUGUAGAGACGUUUCAGACUAUGCCGUUAAAAGUAGAGAUCGAAAGUGUUAAUGGUCAGUUUACAAAGGAAAUUGAAGUUAAGACCUGUCCCCGCAAUGUCACUGGAAAUUACCAAGUGGAGAAUUGGAAUGCGAAUAAAGGCAAGUGGCCUCACCUUGCACAGUGCGACUUCGCGUCACCAGCAAAAGACGGCUUGGUAGAUUUGUUGAUCGGUGUUGAUAAUGCUGACUUGCAUUACUCGUUUGCUGAUGUACGUGGAAAGGUGGGUGAACCGGUGGCGCGCUUGGGACCGCUUGGGUGGACUUGUAUCGGACCUCCAGAUGGUAGAGCGGAGACUGGAACAAGAACGCAUACAAUUCGAACACUGUUUACAAGGGAUGUAGGGCCGGUUAGUGUAGCAGGUGGUUGUUGUGAUUUAGAUGGAACGCUUAGGAGGUUUUGGGAGAUCGAGAGUUAUGGAACUGAGCUAAAUGACCGAGUCGUGUGUACUGCAGAAGAGAGAUUGGCCUUAGAAAGGGUUAGCAGCUCAGUCUGCUACAACGGUGAGAGAUACAGUGUUGCUGUGCCGUGGAAAGGACAGAGGCCUCAACUUCCCGAUAAUCGUCAGAUGGCAGAAUCCCGUCUUCUCAGCACAGAGAAAAAACUAAAAAAGAGAGAAUUUGUUGAGAGAGAGUAUAAGAAGACCAUCGAGACUUAUGUGGAGAAGGGGUACCUGCGUAAAGUCCCAGAAAAUGAAGCACCGCCCCUGAAGUUUGGUACCUACCACACUUUCCGAUUGUUAGGAUGAGCAAGUCUACAACCAAAGUAAGGAUAGUCUUUGACUGUUCCGCCAAAUACAAAGGAAUCGCUCUUAAUGAUGUCAUUCAUGCUGGGCCGAAACUUCAGAGAGAACUCUUUGAUGUUCUGAUCCGCUUCCGCCGUAACCCGGUUGCCCUUGUCUGUGACAUUCAAGAGAUGUACCUCCAAAUAGAAAUUGAGUCUGAAGACCGACCGUUGUUUCGAAUCCUGUGGCGAGACGGAGAAACAGGCCGCAACCCAGAUGUGUAUGAUGAUUCUCUAGAGUUGUUUUCGGGAAGAACUCAGCUCCCUUCGAAGCCCAAUUCAUCGCUCAGGAGAAUGCCAGGCGGCACCAAACCGAGUUCCCAUUAGCUGCAGAAACUGUCCUUCAGUCCACCUACAUGGAUGAUUCGUUAGACAGUGUUGAGGAGGACGAGAAAGGAGUCGACCUGUAUCACCAGCUUAAUGCAUUGUGGGCAAAAGCAGGCAUGCACGCCCGAAAAUGGGUGUCGAAUUCAGCAACGGUGAUGGCAGCCAUACCCGAGGAGGACCGAGCCACAGAAGUGGACAUAAAAGACAGUAAGGAUACAGUAACGACAACGCUUGGCUUACAGUGGAACAGCACCGAUGAUUUAUUGGCCGUGCCUGCAACACCCGUGACCGAGGGCUACCCAAUUACUAAGAGGAGUGUUUUGAAGAAAAUUGCAACUGUUUUUGACCCGCUUGGCCUGAUAAGCCCUUUCGUCGUACAAGCGAAGAUUAUGCUCCAAGAACUGUGGAACCGUGGCUAUGACUGGGAUGAGGAGGUUCAGGACGAAGUGGCUAAUCGUCUUCAGGUCUGGUUCUCACAGCUGUCAUGCCUAGAAAAGGUCAAGAUUCCACGGUGUCUGCAAAACCAGCAACCAGUCAAGUCGAAGGAGGUGGUGACCUUUGUUGAUGCCUCAACACAGGCCUAUGGAGCUGCCUCCUACUUACGCUGCGAGUAUGAAGAUGGUACCGUGUCCGCACAGCUGAUAGCUUCUAAGAGUAAGGUUGCCCCGCUUACCCCCAUGACCGUGCCAAGGCUGGAAUUAAUGGGAGCCAUAGUGGGUUUAAGGUUAACCCAGUCCGUGUCCAGAGUCCUGGAACUACCCGUGAAAGCAGCGUCGUUAUUUUCCGACAGUACAGACGUGCUAUGGUGGAUUCGUGGAAGAGGCCGAGACUUUCAACCCUUUGUGGCAAACCGUAUUGGGGAGAUACAGAUUAGUACUGAACCGGUACAGUGGCAACAUGUCUCCACCGACAAAAAUCCUGCAGACCUGUGUUCCCGAGGAACGAGCCCAGCUGAGCUUGCUAAAUCCGAACUAUGGUGGAAUGGCCCGGAAUGGCUGAUGAAGGAGAAAAGUGAGUGGCCUAAGAUGGAGUUAGCCGAAAGCCCAAAAGUGAUGCCCGAAAUGAAGUCGACAACAAAACAGCAACAGGGUUCUACCACCCUCGUGACAGUGCAAGAAAACCAAGCUCAGAGGGACAAGCCAAGUCAGGGUGGCAGUGUUCCAGUCUGGAGAUUGAACCCGAAACGCUUCUCAAGUUGGAGCCGACUGGUGAACCUACAUGCUAGAGUAAGGAGGGCGCUCCACAACAUGUCGAAGAGGGGUCCGCGACAGACCAGCAAAGCAUUGUCACCGUGUGAAAUAAGAGAAGCUGAGGCAGAGGUGGUGCAAUCCUGUCAGCGCGAAGCAUUCCCUGACGAAUACAAAGCUCUAGUGACCGGGAGACCAAUACUGACCAAGAGCCGACUAAUGAAGUUGAAUCCUGUGUUAGAUGAAGAAGGCUGUAUCCGUUCAAAUGGAAGACUCCAGUUCGCAGAGUACCUGCCUUACGAUGUGCGAUUUCCAAUGAUACUGCCUCGAGGACAUUGUGUCACGAAGCUCAUUGUCAAGCAUUAUCAUGAACAGGCUAACCAUAGAGCAGGAACCAACUUUGUCUUGUCCCAAAUCAACCAGAAGUUUUGGAUCAUUGCAGCCCGGGAAGAGAUCCGAGAGUGGGAGCGAGAGUGCAACAUGUGCAAACGAAUGCAGAGCAAGACCGCUACACAGAUCAUGGCACCGAUUCCAGGGAUCCGUCUUCGCUUUACCUUCCGUCCCUUUGACCAAACAGCCGUUGACUAUGCUGGCCCCUUUACAACCGUACAAGGACGAGGUGUGCGCCGACAGAAGAGGUGGCUGUGUUUGUUUACUUGUCUGUCAACCCGUGCGGUCCAUUUGAGGUGGCUUUUGGUUUGGACACCGACAGUUUUCUGAAUGCCUUUACACGCUUUACAAGCAGACGGGGAGCGCCAAAGGAAAUGAUAAGCGACUGUGGGACCAAUUUUGUUGGAGCCGUCAACGAACUAAAAGAACUGAUCAGUAAGCUGGACCAGGACAAGAUUCAGCAAAGCACAGCCAAUCGAGGUGUAACAUGGAGAUUCAACCCCGGGGCACCACACUUUGGUGGCAUUCACGAGGCCAUGAUAAAGUCGGCCAAGAAAGCUAUUUACGGAGUAAUCGGAACGAGUGACGUAACUGAUGAAGAGUUAAUUACCGCAGUGACUGGAGUGGAAGGACUGCUCAAUGCACGACCGCUCACCUACCAGUCAGCCAACCCCAGGACAUUGUACCGCUGACUCCAAACCACUUCUUACACGGACAGUUGGGCGGUCAAUUCGCACCUGAAACCGUUGAUACCACCGAGUUCAGUCCACGAAAACGUUGGCGAAAGGUCCAGGAGAUAAUUUCCCAAGUCUGGAGGAGGUGGCUACAAGAGUACCUUCCUUUGUUAAGCAGAAGGCCAAAGUGGACCGAAGUGGUCAAGGAUCUGAAGGUGGAUGAUGUUGUUCUCGUCCUGGAUUCUAAACUGCCAAGAGGACGAUGGCCUCUAGGACGCAUCAUCGAAACUUAUACAGGAAGGGAUGGCCACAUCAGAGUCGCUAAGAUCCAAUGUGGCGCAAGCACCAUCGUUAGACCAAUUCAUAAACUGGUGCCCUUGCACGAAAGUUAGAACACUGAACAUUUCUCGUUGUUAUAGUUUUCUGUUUCAAUCUUUUAUCGAACAAUCACACUGAUCCUUACCUCCCAGUGUGGGGAGGGGGAAAUGGACAAAAGACAUUUCGAGUCUCGCGUCACGCAAUCGCACGCGUGAGUUUUUAGUGAUCAGAUUUCAUUUUUUUGAUUGACAGUUACUCUGAUUUUGUAAUUCACACGCGGUCGGGUUUUUGUUGUUGUCAUGAGUUGUUAUCAGAACAUGUAAGUUUUAGGAGCCGUAAAAUUAAAACCGUGAGUUUAUUUAACCGACGAGAUAUCGUUUGUUGUCUUCGCAACAGUACCGGUGAUACUGAUUUCGGUAUUCUCAAACCAAAAAAAACUGAUUGCACGAUCAAUGAAUACCAAUUUUGUGCUGCAAAACUAGCUAAAAGUGCAAAUUACGCUAGCAGUACUUUUUAUAGAAAAUAGAUCAAAAUUAUGCUCGUAAUGAGGAAUUAUGCCACAAAUUAUGCUAGCACAAUCCAUUAAAGCCUAGCAUGGAAUCAGUGCCUCGGACAUUACGUGGGCAGUUCAAAGCCAAAUUUCAAUCUCAAAGUAGCACGUUUCUAAUUUGUUCUUGUAUUAGCAUUAAAAUUGUUUUAAAAAUCUACCCCCUCAGUUAGUUCAUUCUUAUUCAUUAAUCGGUUAGUUAUUUUUAUAUUUGUUACUCAUAGAAAUUUUACUAAUAAAUAAAUAAUUACUUGACUUUUUUAAUUAACUGAGGAUCUUUCUGUAAAAACCCUUCGUUAUGUCAGAAUCCUUUUUAAUUAUUUUUUUUUUCACCGCGGGUUUUCUGCAAAACAUUUCGUUAUGUCAGCCUUCUCUUUAAAAAUAUAUAUAUAAUUUUGUUUUUUUCAACGCGGAUAACCAAAGGAGCCCGCAAUCCUAAUCUCCAGCCUUCUAUUACACAUGCGCGGAAUGUAUUUAACCAGCAUUCGUUUGGUCUUCCUCUAAGGAUGAAUGAAAAUGCGCAAAACAUAACAUGAUCACUCGCAUUUUGAACUAUUAUUAGUCUUAAUCUGAUCAUGUUCGUUUUGACCUUCUAUCACGUGAACUUUUCGCAAAGACUGACAUUGCUGGAGUAAGAGCUGCAUUUUGACCUUCGAUCGAUCUAGCCUGCACUCCCUUACCUUUGGUGAUAACUAUUUAAUCAGAUGCCAACGAAUUUGUCUAUUUUUGGUUAUCAGGCUGCUGUUUUGUUGAAGACUGUAAGAAAGAUCCUUGCGAGGGAUCUGUACAAGGUGCAGUUUGCUCCAACGUGGCUAGCUGCCAAUCAGACAAGUGCAACUACAACUACACCACUGCAAUGGCUGGUCCUCGGCCGACUGUUUCUUCAAAGGCUAACAUCGUUUUUUACGGCCAUCAAGUUACAGCUCUUAUCAUUUUUGCUAUUCUUUACUUGUCCAUGUGAGAAGUUUUCAAAGUUAUUCUUUUUCACAAAACCGUACUUCUUUAUCAGUAUUCAGUUUGAUGUUUGAUUAAGGGGCUAAACCAAGAAAUGGAAUUACUACUUUGUUUUCAAGGCAAGGGC
This is a messenger RNA of Porites lobata, 16680 nucleotides long. Lineage: Eukaryota; Metazoa; Cnidaria; Anthozoa; Scleractinia; Poritidae. The record is from the annotation of a GenBank genome assembly.